AUGAAGCGCGUCUGGACCGCGCAGACGAUAAAUGACUGGGUCGCGCGAAGAGAUGCGUACCGCGAGCAGCGCAAAAAGCCGUCCAUGGCGGCGCUGCGCGAGUCCGCAGACGUGAAGGACCGGCAAGCUUACGAACGAGAACUCGCCAUAGAGAGGAAAGUGCUGAAAGAAAGGCUCGACGAGUUGUCUACGGCGUUCGCAUGGGUGAUUGACAAGCCUCCGCUCGAGCGGUACCCUGCCCCGUUCUCGGGGACUCUUCAUUUGCCCACGAAUCUCCACCAGAGCACCGGUCACGCCACCAAGCUGAAGUUCAGUCUGGGGGACGACCUCAACAUGCUAAUUUUUGAGUUUUAUGACGCAAAGGUGCCCUCCGACUACAAGGGGACCAAUUUCGUCUCGGUAGAAGCGCUGAGCCCUCGCCGCCACGAGUACCUCGGGCCCGCGCCCAAGGUCGUCGGUUUCCAAUUCUUCGAAGCCACCGGUGAAGCUCACAUAGAAUGGUGGGACGCCUAUCUGAAGGAGAAGUGGGUGGACGCGGGUUUCUGGAGAAACGAGGUCUAUUUCGACGAGGACGUGCACGGCUGGGUCUCGAAGCCGCGCGGAGACUACAGCCGCUAUCCUGAUCUCGAUGAGUAUCUCGUCCGCGAUUGA
Heterobasidion irregulare TC 32-1 is the source of this 651-nucleotide messenger RNA. RefSeq lists its product as uncharacterized. The transcript is spliced from 3 exons. NCBI's taxonomy places the organism in Eukaryota, Fungi, Basidiomycota, Agaricomycetes, Russulales, Bondarzewiaceae. The record is from RefSeq and is a predicted model, not a curated record. Bases 1 to 651 code for a protein of 216 amino acids.